GAUCGCUUCACCCCGGAAGUGGGUUGAAGGCCGUUGAGCCCGUGUCGUUUCCCUAGCUCGGCGAGGUCGCUGGGGUGCUGCUGCCGACAUGGCCGACCCCGACUCCCGCUACCCCUGCUCCUCCAUCGAGGACGAUUUCAACUAUGGCAGCUGCGUGGCCUCCGCCAGUGUGCACAUCCGACUGGCCUUUCUAAGAAAAGUCUACAGCAUCCUUUCUCUGCAAGUUCUCUUAACUACAGUGACAGCUUCUUUUUUUUUAUACUUUGAGUCUAUACGGACAUUUGUCCAUGAAAGUCCUGCCUUAAUUUUGAUGUUUGCCCUUGGAUCUUUGGGUUUGGUUUUAGCAUUGACUGUAAACAGACAUAAGCAUCCCCUUAACCUGUACCUGCUUUUUGGAUUUACACUAUUCGAAGCUCUGACUGUGGCCUUUGUUGUUACUUUCUAUGAUGUGUAUAUUAUUCUCCAAGCAUUUAUACUGACUACUGCUGUAUUUCUUGGUUUGACUGUAUAUACUCUACAGUCUAAGAGAGAUUUCAGUAAAUUUGGAGCAGGGCUGUUUGCUGUUUUGUGGAUUUUGUGCUUGUCAGGAAUCCUGAAGUUAUUUUUCUAUAGUCAAACAAUGGAGUUGAUCUUGGCUGCUGUGGGAGCCCUGCUUUUCUGUGGAUUCAUCAUCUAUGACACACACUCAUUGAUGCAUAAGCUGUCACCUGAAGAGUAUGUAUUAGCUGCCAUCAGCCUCUACUUGGAUGUCAUCAACCUAUUCCUGCACCUGUUGCACUUUUUGGAAGCAGUUAAUAAAAAGUGAUUGAAAGCAGUAUAUGAAAACUGAUUGAUUAAGUAAUAAAGUUUGAGAUAUAAUUAACUAUUAAAUACUUUUGUGACUUUCUUCGUAUGGUAUGUACUUCUGAGCUAUUAUAUAGUAUACUAGUAAUAUCUGUAUUACUAUUGUAUAAAAGUGAUUAUAAUAAUAAUUCUGAUUAUAUGUAAUAUAUAUUAUAUUAAAUAUGUGAUAUAAUUAACUAGAUUAUAUACUAAUAAUAUAAAUCUUACUAUUCUUUAUGGUAUCUCAUUUCUAAAUCCUUGAUUUAGAAUCUCAGGAGUUAUCAAAAUUCUGUUUUUCAGUUUUUUCAAUCCUCAAUUUGCCAUGUGUAGAUUGUUCAUCUGCAAUUCAAAAAUAAUUUCAUGAGUAGAUUAGACGGUCAGUUUAUCUGUGACUAGUGAUUUUAUCUAAAUUUUUCCUUUAAAGUACUUGUGUCCUUAUCAUUAUAAAGUAUAAAUUUCCUUCUACUAGAAGAUUUUGAUCUUAUUUAUCAUUUAGAAAGGAAAAAGUGUAAAAGGUAAAUUCCAUCGAAUUAUUCAGCAUUAUAUUAAAAUGUUAAUAAUAUUUCAUUAUACAAUGAUGAAUUAAAAAUGAGAUGUCUUCUUGAAAGUCAGAUAUUUUGACAUAAAACAUGACAUUAUUAGUUUUUUUUAAGUACAGGUUCCAUAUAAAAAUUAUAGCAGUGGCCAAGCAAACUUUUGCAAAUGCCUUCACUGUAUUAGUUUGCUAGGGUGCCAUAACAAAGUACCACAGACUGGGUGGCUUAAACAGAAAUUUAUUUCCUCACAGUUCUGGAGGCUAGAAGUCUGAGAUCAUAGUAUGGUUUCUUCUGAGAUCGCUCUCUUGGCUGGUAGAUGGUCAUCUUCUCCCCGUUUUUACAUGGUUUUCUCUCUGUACUUGUCCCGUGUCCAAAUUUCCUCUUCUUACAAGGACACAAGUCAUAUUGGAUUAGGGCCUACCCUAAUGACCUCAUUUUACCCUAAUUACCUCUGUAAACACCCUGUCUCCAAAUAUGGUCACAUUCUGAGAUACUAGGGCUUAGGACCUUGUAAUAGUCUGAAUGUUUGUUGUCUCCCACCCCCAUUCCCAAAACAUGUUGAAACUUAAUGACCAGUGUGCUGGUAUGAGGAGGUGGGGCUUCUGGGUCAUGCUUAGGUCAUGAGGAUGGAGCUUUCAUGAAGGGGAUUAGUGCUCUUACAAAAGUGACCCCACAGAGAUCCCUCACCCUUUCUGUCACGUGAGGUAACAGUAAAAAGAUACAAUCUUCAAACGAGGAAAAGGGCCUUUAGACACUGAAUCUGCCAGCACCUUGAUCUUGGACUUCCUAACCUCCAGAACUGAGAAAUAAAUUUCUGUUGUUUAUAACUACCCAGGCUCUAGUAUUUUGUUAUGGCAGCCCAAAUAGACUAAGACAGACUUCAUCAUAUGAAUCUCGGGGGGCACAACUCGGCCCAUAACACCCACUAAGCAUCAUUCCCUAGCUAUUAAGUUGAAAUAAAUUAAUAAUAUAGAUUUAGCCUUUGGUGAGUUUUAGAUGUAAAUUUGACUCCAUCCUUAUCAAUUAAUUGUUGAAUACUUAGUUGCAUGAUGCUCAACUCAAGUUUAACAUAGUAUAGUGGGUGAGAGCAUUAAAUUGGAAUCCUUGCUGUGCAACCAACUGAUGAUGUGACUUUUGGCAAGUUAUUUAUCCUUUCUUAGGUCUUUUGCCUCAUCUUUAUAAUAGGAAUCGUAAUACCUACCUUAUUGGACUAUUAUAAGGAUUAAAUGAGAUGGAUAUGUCAUUUAAACUAAGUGCUUAGUUAAUGUCAGCUACUAUUAAUUCUUGUUGGCAGUCCAAAGGCAGAAGGCGCUGAAUUGUGACUAAAGAUAUAAGCAAAAACAGAUGUGACAUUUAAAAAAUGUAAAACAAUGCCAUUCUUUUCAGUAAAUUAGUUUUUGGUUUGGAAAAUAGUUUUUUAAUAAAAGUAAU
This is a messenger RNA of Neomonachus schauinslandi (Hawaiian monk seal), 2789 nucleotides long. RefSeq names its product transmembrane BAX inhibitor motif containing 4 (gene TMBIM4). The record is from RefSeq and is a predicted model, not a curated record. Gene Ontology annotation, cellular component: membrane. NCBI's taxonomy places the organism in Eukaryota, Metazoa, Chordata, Mammalia, Carnivora, Phocidae. Gene Ontology annotation, biological process: negative regulation of apoptotic process. The coding region runs from base 89 to 805 and encodes 238 amino acids. The transcript is spliced from 7 exons.